Molecule: messenger RNA, 2712 nt
Organism: Betta splendens (Siamese fighting fish)
Lineage: Eukaryota; Metazoa; Chordata; Actinopteri; Anabantiformes; Osphronemidae
Gene: ift52
Product: intraflagellar transport 52 homolog (Chlamydomonas)
Exons: 14
Biological process (GO): intraciliary transport; cilium assembly
Cellular component (GO): intraciliary transport particle B; centriole; cilium
Source: RefSeq, a predicted model, not a curated record
GAAAGUGGAGAAAAGGCGGUUUCCCUUUUUCUUAUUUCGUUGUGAAAGUGGAGAAAAGGAGAAUGAGUAAAUCAGUAUAUCGCAAAUGUGUUCUACCGAUUUACGGAAACGAAACACAGCAUAAAAAGACGUUAUUCAGUUUUCAUUUUAAACAUGAAUAAUGAAUUGCACUUCAUGCACGGACCCUUAUACGACUGUUGCAUUGAAUACAUUGUAUACACUGAAAUAAAAUAAAAGUAAUACUUGGGAAUGUUAAUUCUAGGCACACACACUUGUUGCUAUGUGGUUAGCGCCCUUGGUUACCAUGUCUCCCAUGAUGCAUCACUUCGAAGACGCUUUAAGAUAGCUUAGAACCAUUAGAGUCAGCAAGCGUUGAUAGAAGGUAAAUACAGGCUGUACUGACUAUAGCCCUUAAAAAGGUAUCUCGAUUUUCUGUUUUUGGUUGAUUUUAAUUUAAGUGGAACAACAUUGUCAAGCGAAUUUAAGCCGAUGUACAACAAAAGCAUGGAGAAGGAUCAGAAGAAUUCCAUAAUCUUCAAUGCUUCAAAAAGAGAACUUUUCACCACAAACAAUGGAUACAAAUCAGCACAGAAGAGACUAAGGGCUCAAUGGAAAAUUCAAAAUAUGAAAGAAGAGUUGUCUGUGGAAAGGUUAAAGGGUGUGAAAAUGUGGAUUACUGCGGGACCAAGGGAGAAGUUCACAGUUUCAGAGUUAGACAUACUAAAGCAGUACCUGGACGAAGGAGGAAACAUUCUGGUCAUGCUUGGUGAAGGAGGAGAAAUCAAACAUGAUACCAAUAUCAACUUUCUUCUGGAGGAGUUAGGAGUGAUGGUUAACAAUGAUUCUGUUGUGCGGAAUGUUUAUUAUAAAUAUUUCCACCCAAAGGAGGCACUUGUCUCCAAUGGUGUAUUAAACAGAGAAAUCAGUCGAGCUGCAGGGAAAGUGGUCACAGGAAUCACUGAAAAUGUUGGAAACAAUGCACAGGCCUUGACAUUUGUAUACCCAUAUGGUGCCACACUUAGUGUGAUGAAGCCUGCUGUGGCUGUUCUUUCAACUGGCUCAGUCUGCUUCCCACUUAACAGACCUGUUAUGGCCUUUUAUCACAGGAAAGGUUAGAGACACAUUGAAAAAGGCAAAUUGGUUGUGCUGGGAUCCUGCCACAUGUUCAGUGACCAGUACAUAGACAAAGAGGAGAACAGUAAAAUCAUGGAUGUUGUGCUCCAGUGGCUCUUGACAGAUACCAUUCAGCUGAAUCAGAUUGAUGCUAAAGACCCAGAGAUAACAGAUUACACCAUGUUGCCUGACACAGGAUGCUUGUCUGAACAGCUGAGAGUGUGCUUGCAAGAAGGGGAUGAAACCCCCAGGGAUUUCACAUCUCUCUUUGAUAUGUCUUUGUUUACUUUGUCUACUGACACAUUACUGCAAGUCAUCAGCACCUUCAACCAGCUUAAUGUCAAGAAUGAGCCACUUCAGCUGAUUGCACCACAGUUUGAGACCCCUCUGCCCCAGCUCCAACCCUCAGUCUUUCAACCUGCCUUAAGUGAUCUGCCUCCACCCAUGCUGGAUCUGUUUGACCUAGAUGAAACCUUUUCAUCUGAGAAAGUGCGCCUAGCUCAGCUCACCAAUAAAUGUACGGAUGAUGAUCUUGAAUUCUAUGUUCGGAAAUGUGGAGAGAUUCUAGGGGUGACACCAAAGCUGGAUAAAGAGCAGAGGGAUGCAAAGCACAUCUUAGAACACAUUUUUUCCCAAGUUGUAGAAUUCAAAAAACUUAAUCAGGAAGCAUGCUAGUGACAAAGCAGCACAAGUCACUGAAUUCAAGCAUUGUCAUCAGUUAAGGCUGCCAUUGAUCUGCGCCCCGCAACCAAGACUACUCUGCAGUAAUUGAGCUUAAGAUCAAUACAUUUCAUACCUUAAUGCCUUUUGUUGAAAAAAAGAAAAUACUGCAAGAUACAAACAAAUAAAAGGCAGAUACGUUUAUUUAAGGUCAAUUUCUGUCAUCUUAUUAAAAGAAAAAAAAAAUCUUGUUUAAAUUGAACAUGUCUUCAGUUGGCUCUUGACAUGGAUCCUGUAACACAAAAAGAAAAUGUUUUUCUCCAGAGCACACAUUAAGAGAUUGUUAACUAAACUGAGAAACUUACAUUUUAACGAAUCCAGUGCCAUCAGGGACAAACCUCAGCUAGAAAUGUUUUGACUCAGGUUUUGGACUUUGUGUUGACUCCACAGCGCUCGACUCAGUGUAAGGUUUGGGGCUGUUUUCUGAAUUAAUUAAAGACACAUCCCAAGACAUCUGGCAUACACACAGGUCAAAACAAGCAGGCUUUUUUUGCUUUUGAAGAAGCAUAUAUGGAGUAGAUGACUUUCCCAGUAAUGGAAUGGUCAGUGGACAAUUGUUUGUCUCUUGAGUAUUCAAGCUGUUUGUUGAAAACACUUGAGGGGAAGUAAGGGCAUCCGAUGACAAGCAGAGAGAAGCCAGAAUUGAUACCCGGUCAUUAGAUUCAUCAGCUAAUGUGUCACUUGACGUUCUACAUGUAGACAGAUGUUCCAGAGACAAAGCAGACAGCAAACUCUGUUCCCCAAAAAACUUCCUGUCAAGCUCUGAUGGAGAUGAGGAAUCAAAGCCUUUUGUAUCUAGGAGGUUAAACAUUAGAUGAAAUAUUAGAUGUCAUUUGCAAUUUUACUAAUAUGAAUGUUUAAAUUAAACUUUUCACUUUA